Molecule: messenger RNA, 2199 nt
Organism: Lichtheimia ornata
Lineage: Eukaryota; Fungi; Mucoromycota; Mucoromycetes; Mucorales; Lichtheimiaceae
Exons: 5
Coding region: 1-2199 (732 amino acids)
Source: RefSeq, a predicted model, not a curated record
AUGGCAGCAGCAUUUUGUAUGGGUGCAGUUGGUAUAUGGUCCAUGCACUUUAUUGGGAACAACAGCCUCAAGCUAUCCUAUCAUGAUUCAUCAGAUCAAUACCAGCUUGACUAUUCUCCUGGAUACACGUUUGCCAGCUUAUUUGUCGCCAUCGGAUGCAUGUUUAUCGCAUUCGGAUUUGUUGGCAUCACUGAAAAAGCCCACUAUGUCCGCAUCAUUACCAGCGGAAUUGUAGCCGGUUGUGGUAUUGGCUGUAUGCAUUAUCUAGGCCAAUUUGCCAUCCGCUAUUUUGUUCUUGAAUACGAUCCAGCGUAUGUGGUGGGCGCUAUUCUCAUUGCAUGUGCAGCGGUUACGAUUGCACUCUCCAUCUUUUUCAAACUAAGAGAAAAGUGGGCCAACCAAUGGUACAAACGCCUUGGAUGUGCCAUGCUAAUGGCAGUUGCCGUGACAGGAAUGCAUUACACUGCAAUGGCUGGCACACAAUAUCGCCGCCCUGCACCGGAUGUUGCGCCACCUAUACCCACAAUUACAACAGCAGCUCUCAUUGGCAUCAUUGUUGUCAUUGUUGUACUUGGAUGUUUGAGCUUGCUUUAUUUGACCGUGUUUCGAUAUCGUAAACAUCAACUACCAUUGGGGAUCAAGACAACGAACUUUGAAAAGACACGCAAACGACUACUACUUCAAUUUGUGCUCUUUGAUAGCAAAGGCCAUAUUCUUGUAGAGAAUGAUGGUGUAUUACCAGCAAGACUUGUCAUGGAUCCAUUUGAAUCCUUAGAAGGGGGCGAUCUAUCUGCUAGUCAUCCACUCUUUCUUCGACUCUUUGAAACUACCAAACAAUGGUCACUACAAGAUGACACGCUUUAUAGCGACGAUCCUGCACUACAUGCUUACCUUCAUGCAGCUCAACGCAUUGCUGACGGCUUGAAAUUGGGAUCACUCGCCGAUUUGGGCAUGCUUUUCGACACCGUGAUUCACGCACAACCCACAUCAGGAGAACGUAACUCGCUUCAAAGAACACCUAGUGCAGCACGUCGAAUCUUUUCACGAACGCGAUUAUCAACAGCAGCAGCGUCAGCAGGGAAAAAGUCAUUUUCAGAUAUCGAGAUGCAAAUGGAUAAUAGCAGCAGCAACAGCAACAGCAGCAGCAGCGAUGAUCAGCAUAUAUUCUUGGUGCGUCUCGUAGGCAACGACAAAGACUUACCCGUACGACUUCUUUCUCGAGGAUAUCGAUUUGCCGAUCCAACAUUCAUUGCACGUAUUAUGGGUGCCAAGCUUCGAUUGUCUACGGAUACAAUGCUUGAUCAUUUCCGCGAUAUGCAAUACAUGGCCGAUUUACCAGCAGCACCAACAAUGUGGACAACGCCUUGUACACGUGAGAUGGCAUCAUCACUAUCAAACACGAAUACCGCUCCAUCACAAGUCUAUGUGGGAUUAAUGGUGCUUGUCGAUAAUGGAAACGACUUGGAUGUCAUUGUCGACAAGCAACAGCGCUUUUCAUUCCCUGUUGUACCACUCGAUUACGGCUAUCGAUUAGAACCAUUGGGUGAUGAAGAAAAGGCAUGUGUAGCCAAUUGGCGUGCUUACUCCUUGGAUACCGUAUCCUCCCUUGCAAUCCAUCACGACGCGGAUGAUCCAAUGCGACGUCGUGGACUUGGCACAAUUGGCGGUGGCAACACCACUGACAAUGUCUAUUCGGAUGAUUAUUACUAUUAUGGUAGCCAACGACAUCAACAACAACAAGCACAACAAAUUCAUCGCUUCGUGUUAGCAUUGGGAGAAGCAUGCAAUCAUCUUAUGGAUACAUCAAGCUAUGGUCGAGCACUUGGUUCUAUUGCAAAACUUCAUGGCGAUGUUCUUGAAAUACCUUCUUUUGCAUUGACAGCUGAUUCAUGCGAAUUGAUUCUAUUCCGCGCCUUUGUCAAUCCAUCCACAACAGACCCUGCCGUCAUCCACGCACUAAAGCAACAACCUAUCAAAGGCAUUCCCUUACGUCUCUACAAGUCACUCGCUUGUCAUGUCACCGAUCAAGCAGUAGAAUUAUAUCGACAUGGCCGUAGGAGCGGUGCUACCGAAAAUGUUCAUGAACGCGAAGCGCUUGAUAUGCCCGUCAUGGUGAUGCCUAGUCAAGCACGUUUCCUAUGGCUUGAUCUCAUUGUCGAAGAAACCGUACGAGAACAUGGCAAAUGCUACAAGUUAUAA